Messenger RNA from Piliocolobus tephrosceles (Ugandan red Colobus), 3355 nucleotides. Its product is annotated as protein SSX7-like. The record is from RefSeq and is a predicted model, not a curated record. NCBI's taxonomy places the organism in Eukaryota, Metazoa, Chordata, Mammalia, Primates, Cercopithecidae. The annotation marks the transcript as partial. Gene Ontology annotation, cellular component: nucleus. Gene Ontology annotation, biological process: regulation of DNA-templated transcription. The transcript has 7 exons.
UGGCACACGCCUGUAAUCACAGCUACUAGGGAGGCCGAGAGAGGAGAAUCACUUGAACCCAGGAGGUGGAGGUUGAAGUGAGCCGAGAUCAUCCUACUGCACUCUAGCUUCGGCAACACAAGUCAGACCACAUCUCAAAAAAGAAUAUAUAUAUAUGUUUGUGUAUAUAUAUAUGUGUGUGUGUGUGUGUGUGUGUGUAUAUAUAUAUAUAUAUAUAUAUAUAUAUAUAUAGCUAAGACAAUUUUUGAAAAGGAAGAAUAAGGUGGGAGGAAUGACUCUACCAUAUUUCAACACUUUUUAUAUAGCUACAGGAAUCAAGACUGUAUAGUAUUGGGAGAAGAAUAGACACUCAGAUCACUGUAACAAAAUAGAUAACCUAUAAAUAUCCCCACACUGAUUUUUUACAAAGAGACAAAAAGAAGGAAGGAUCAUCUGCUUAUCAAUUGGUGCUGGAGCAGUUGCAGAGCCAUAGGCUAAAAAAAAACAAGACCUAAUCUUCAUAUUUUUAUACAAAAAAACCUGAAGUGGAUUAUAAAUUUAAAUCUAAAAUAUAAAACUAAAAAAAAAAAAAAAACUUUUACAAGAAAGCAUAGGACAAACGUCUGAGGUCUAGGGCAUAGUGAAUGGUACAAAAAGCAUAAUCCAUAAGGAAAACAAAUAAAUUAGAUUUCACCCAAUUUAAAACUUGUGCUCUGCAAGAAACCCGUUAAAAGGAUGAAAAAACAGGGUCUUGACUAGGAGAAAAUAUUUGCAAACCACAUAUCCAAGACAGGACUCACAUUCAGAAUAUACAAUGGAUAUGUAUAAUACUCUCAAAACUCAAUGGUAGGCUGAGCGUUGUAAUCCCAGUACACUGAAAGGUCGAGGUAGAUGGAGGGCAGAUCCCUUGAGGCCUGGAGUUCGAGACCAGUCUGGGCAACAUGGGAAACCCAUCUCUACUAAAAAUACAAAAAUUAGACAGACAUGAUGAUGCACGCCUGUAAUCUGCCACCACACUCCAGCCUAGGCGACAGAGCGAGACGCUGUCUCAACAACAACAGCAACAAUGAACUAUUGAUACACAAAUAUUAAUAUCUUGGGUGAAUCUCCAGGUAUUUAUGCUGAGUGAAAUAAGCCCUUAAAAUGUCAUAUACUAUAUAUUUCAUUUGUACAGCAUUGUAGAAAAGACAAAAUUGUGGAAAUGAAAAACAGAUUAGUGGUUGCCAGGAAGUAGGGAUGGUGGAUGGGAGGAGAGUGAGUAUUACUAAAAAUGAGUAGCACAAGGGAUAGCAUUGUGGUGAUGGAAAUGUUCUGUACCUUUUAUUUUCCCCCGCAAGAGGGAUUCUCCCUAGGCUGGAAUACAGUGGCAUGAUCUCGGUCCAUUGCGACAUCUGCCUUUCGGGUUCCAGUGAUUCACCUGUCUCAGCCUCCCAUGUAGCUAGGACUACAGGCACCCACCAACUCACCUAGCUAAUUUUUGUAUUUUUAGUAGAGAUGGGGUUUCUUCAUGUUGCCCAGGCUGGUCUCAAACUCCUGACCUCAAGUGAUCCGCCCACCUAGCCCUCCCAAAAUGCUGGGAUUACAAGCAUGAACCACUGUACCUGGCCAUGUUCUGCACAUCAAAACACUUUCACUGAAUGUAGAUGCCAUUACAUUCUAUUACGUUACAAAGCAAAAGGGAGCUUCAUAAACGUUGUUCUACUAUGUAUCAACUGAAAAAAAAAACAUAUAUUCCAGAAAAAGGUUUUGAAGACACAUGGGAGUGGAAUGUGCCUGCAUUAAGAGCAGAGCUUUUACAGGACCACCUGUCUGCAGCCGGCUCCCAAGCACCACUGAAAACAGCUGCUACACUCAGAACGACAAGAUUGUCUUGUUAAUGAUUUCACUGGACUCUCGAACGUUAUCCUCCUUGACCACUAGCAGAGGCGAAACCUCAUGAUGUCACCAUGGAUUGGCUUGGCCAGAAGUCCACAAUCUCGAAGUCGUAGAUAUACCUUCCAAGCAUCACAACCUUUGUUGUCUUGAAUAACAAUUGUGUUUAAAAUUCUUUUCCUCCUGGGCACAGUAGCUCAUGCCUGUAAUCCCAACAUUUUGGUAGGCUGAGGCAGGUGCAUCACCUGAGGUCAGGAGUUCAAGACCAGCUUGGCCAAUAUGGUAAAACCCCGUCUCUACUAAAAAUACAAAAAUUAGCUGGGCAUAGGUGCACAUGCCUGUAAUCCCAGCUACUCAGGAGGCUGAGGCAGGAGAAUCACUUGAACCCAGGAAGCAGAGGUUGCAGUGAGCCAAGAUAGCACCAUUGCACUCCAGCCUGGGUAACCAGAGUGAACCUCUGACUCAAAAAAAUGACUAAAUGAAUAAAUAAAGCAAUCAUUUUCCUCUUACGGCAGUUACAACAUCAGAAGGUAGCUUCAUGGGUUCAUUUCUCAAGAUAAUAUCCAUUUUUUCCUGCAUUUUCAGCACGGUUUUCUUCUUCUAAAACCUCAAGGGCUGCAAUGGCCACUCAGCAGCCUAGUGUAUUGCCAUCGUAUGUGUAACCAUGUUCCCCUGGUUUAAUGGUCAGCAUUAUGCCAUCGUCCCACAGCACCGCAGUCACAGAGUAUCAACCCCUAGAAAGGGCCUUUCCAAGGAGGACUAUAUCAGGUCUGACAUUUUCAUGAUCAAUAGCCAGCCAUCUACCAUUUUUGGCCAGUCCUAUCUGUAUUUCAUCAGCAAUGAACAGAACCAAGCUGGGAACAUGAGAUGGGACCAGGGUCAGACUGCUCCCGGUGCCAUGAACAGAGACGAAGACUGUGCAAAGAGAGCUAGGGAUGAUGCUCAAACACCAGAGAAGAUACAAAAGGCCUUUGAUGAUAUUGCCAAAUACUUCUCUAAGAAAGAGUGGGAAAAGAUGAAAACCUCAGAUAAAAUCAUCUAUGUGUAUAAGAAGAGAAAGUAUGAGGCCAUGACUAAACUAGGUUUCAAGGUCACCCUCUCACCUUUCAUUCAUAAUAAACGGGCCACAGACUUCCAGGGGAAUGAUUCUGAUAAUGAUCGUAACCACGGGAAUCAGGUUGAACGUCCUCAGAUGACUUUCAGCAGGCUCCAAGGAAUCUUCCCAAAGAUCAUGCCCAAGAAGCCAGCAGAAGAAGGAAAUGAUUGGAAGGGAGUGCCAGAAGCAUCUGACCCACAAAACCAUGGGAAACAGCUGUGCCCUCCAGGAAAACCAAAUACCUCUGAGAAGAUUAACAAGAGAUCUGGAAAUAGGGAGGCCCAAGAAAAGGAAGAGAGGCAGGGAAGAGCUCAUCCAUGGAGCAGUCAGAACACACACAACAUUCAUCUAUUAAGUUUGUCAUCGUCUAUGGGUGCAGUUCUUGUUACCCCCAAAAUGAUUUCACAC